Molecule: messenger RNA, 426 nt
Organism: Drosophila bipectinata
Lineage: Eukaryota; Metazoa; Arthropoda; Insecta; Diptera; Drosophilidae
Source: RefSeq, a predicted model, not a curated record
AUGUACGAAACAUUUUACGAAAAAAUGUACCUAAAAACAACAAUGAAAUCGGAGACUCUGAGGGAUAAAAAUCGCCAGAUCGUUGCGAUUAAUCGGGCGAAUAGUCGCUCGAAAAUGUUCCACCAGAACCGCUCCAUUGGCGAGGAGCUGCCUGAUCUGAAGAUGGAGAAGGGAGCUCACCAGAAGCAUCGCGAUCAGCGACUCGUCCACUUGAGGGAACAGAGGGCAAAGGUGAAGCUUCGAGCGCGGCUAAUCCAAGGAAUGUCGGUGGGCGAACAAGCCGUGGCGUUUGCUUUUAGAAGCGAGACAUUCAAGCCGCCCAGUAAUCUAGACAUGAAUGUCCCUUUAGAGAAAUAUUUUCUGGACUUACGUAUUUAAAUUUAUAUAUUUUAUAGAAAAUAGUCCAAGUUGGUGUCGCAAGGACUU